This is a messenger RNA of Stegastes partitus (bicolor damselfish), 1065 nucleotides long. It is a transcript of the gene and4, whose product is annotated as actinodin4. The record is from RefSeq and is a predicted model, not a curated record. The transcript has 4 exons. Lineage: Eukaryota; Metazoa; Chordata; Actinopteri; Pomacentridae. The coding region runs from base 1 to 1065 and encodes 354 amino acids.
AUGAUUUCUUCAUUAUGUUUGGUUGGGGCGCUCUGCUGCCUCACGCUUAUUCCAGACCUGCUGGAGGCCAAAUCUCUUUUGAAUGCCAUUAAACAGGAAGAGAUGGUCCCUGUCGGCCACGUUAGCAUCGACUCAGACAAAGCCAACGACUUUCUAACUCACUCCAGACCAAAGCGCAACGCGGACCCCCGGUGGUACAGAGGAAACCCAGACUUCCAGGCUUACUACAGAUACUACAGCAGCAUCGGACACACUGAGGGGCUCUAUGAGAUCGACAAGCUGCGGAUGCUCUACCAGCAGAUGCGCUACCUGGAGCACACCUACGGCCCCAACGCCUCCUAUUUCCAGAGCAAACUGGGAGUGCCGAUGCUCAUGUGCGACCCGGUCACAGACAAGAAGUGCAAAUUCGCUCCUCCUCCUCCUCCUCCAAUGAAGGGGGUCCCAAAGGCCACAGACCCCCCAGCCACCCCUCCUCCUCCCCCCAUUGCUCCAGCAAUUUCCCAGGCAGAUGUGCUCUACCUGUGUAACAGGAAGGACCCCCUCUGCAAGCCCCACAUUGUCUACCUGCCCAGCGGCGCUGUGCCUGUGCUCUGCGACCCCCGCUACCACCCCCACUGCACACCCCAGAAGGCCCCACCAGCCCCCGUGGCAGUUCCCCAGCCUCCUCCUCCUCCGCCAAAGAAGUCUGCCCCACCUCCACCUCCCCCAAUCCUCGUCAAGAAGUCUCCUCCAGUCCAGAUCCGCACCUUCAAGGGCAUGGAGUACGACUGUGACCCCUACUGGGACCCAGACUGCCUGAUUGACCACCCACCCAGGCCCGUCAAGGGGAAGAUCUUGGUUCCCCCACCACCACCGCCUCCGCCUGUGGAGGAAGAAGAGAAGGAGGUACCUGUGGAGGAGUCGGCACCUCCGGCACUCAAAGAGAAGAAGAUGACCUACCCUUUCCCUUACCCUUACUACCAACCCCUCCCCUACGACCCAAGGGAUGAUCUGUACGACCCGGUCCGCUUCCAGUACCCCCAGCCCGCUGAUCCUGCCGACGAACCCGCAGAGGACAGCCAGUAA